UGGAAACCUAGGUCAAGACUUAGCUGUAUCUGAAUCAAACAUUCAAAUUCAUAUCUGUAAUAGUAGAAUGCCAGGAAAGCAAUCAAUAGUAGGAUAUUUGUCCCAAAAUAAUGCAUUGCUUCCCAUUGUAUAUAUAAACAUGAGCCAUGGAUGUUUUCCGCAUCAACAAGCCAUAUUUUUUCCUUAAUACAAAUCACUGCCUUCAGUUUACACUCUGCAAAAACAAAUCUCAGAAUGGCUAGGCUUUCUUGGGCUCCCAUUGCUUUCCUUCUCUUCCUAGCUUUGGCCUUUACCAUUCAAACAGCAAGCGCUGGGGGGGAAGGAUCCCUUAAACCUGAAGAGUGUGAAGGUGCAUGCGAGGGUCGGUGUUCGGCAACAUCUCACAAGAAGCCAUGUCUAUAUUUCUGCAACUAUUGCUGCGAGAGAUGUUUGUGUGUUCCUUCUGGUACAUAUGGCAAUAGGGAGGAAUGUCCAUGCUACAACAACAUCAAAACAAAGGAAGGUGCCAAUAAGUGCCCUUGAAAAAUUAAGCCAUGAAGAGGAAGAGUGCUCCCAACAAGUUUUAAAAUAAUGCAGUGAUGUUGGAAUAAGACAGUUAAAUGGCAUCAGAUUGUCUGAUUUGCAAUAUAUAAUGUCAUUCAAUCCUUUUACUUGUAGAGGAA
This is a messenger RNA of Theobroma cacao (cacao), 662 nucleotides long. RefSeq names its product gibberellin-regulated protein 12-like. NCBI's taxonomy places the organism in Eukaryota, Viridiplantae, Streptophyta, Magnoliopsida, Malvales, Malvaceae. The record is from RefSeq and is a predicted model, not a curated record.